This is a messenger RNA of Scomber japonicus (chub mackerel), 2711 nucleotides long. It is a transcript of the gene tbc1d2, whose product is annotated as TBC1 domain family, member 2. The record is from RefSeq and is a predicted model, not a curated record. NCBI's taxonomy places the organism in Eukaryota, Metazoa, Chordata, Actinopteri, Scombriformes, Scombridae. Bases 1 to 2616 code for a protein of 871 amino acids. The transcript is spliced from 16 exons.
AUGGAGACGUGUCCUCAGGUGAAGCUGUGUGGCUUCCUGCUGAAGCAGGGCGGACCUCUGCGAGCCUGGAAGCAGCGCUGGUUCACCUACGAGGAGAAGAAGAAUCAGCUGUUCUACUACCGCACGCCGCAGGACGUGAUGCCGCUCGGCCGCGUGGAGCUCAGCGGAGCCACAUACACCUACCCUCUGAAAGCUGAGCGGGGAACCUUCCACAUCCAGACGCCUGAACGCACCUUCAUACUAAAGGCUGUGACUCAGGAGCUGAUGAUGUUCUGGCUGCAACAGCUGCAACUCAAACGCUGGCAGCACCGACUGAUGAGUGGCUGUCCUGAUCCAACAAACAACAACACUACAGACGACUUCCUGCCGGUGUUGCAGAGUCCGCUGGGUCUGGUGGGGGAGGAGGCGGCUAACACACCGUUACCAUGGAAACCGCUCAGCAACAUGUCAAUCAAACAUCCGCUCAUCGAGAUCCAAAACUCCGUCCACAGUCUUCGUAAGAGAUCGUCUCAGGAGUGGAGUCAGAGUGUGUUUCAUGUGGAGGCUCCACUGUGGACCCCCCCACCGGCCCCCCCGGCCCCCUCGGCCCCCCCGACCCCCCCGGCCCCUGCAGACCCCCCCACUCACCUCCCAUCAGCUGAUCCGGCUCGUUGCCCCCCCCCGGUGGCGGUCGGCCCUCGGAGCAGGAAGAUGAAGAGUCGCAGCUCGUCCACCUUGCCGGUCCUCCGCAGAGACGCUGCGUCAUCGUCCCGCCUGCAGCAGGAGAAACACAUGCUGAUGGAGGAGGUCAAGUCUCAGAAGGAGCUGGUGUGGCUCCUGCACAAAGCCUUGGAGGCGGCUCAGCUGGAGAAGCGAACCUGCGCUGAGUUCCUGGCGGUGGAAGGCGAGCAGGAGCGUCUGGAGCUGCUGCGGCACCGCGAGCGUCAGGCGGCCGACCUGCGAGGCCGACUGGAGGAGGCGAAGGAAGCAGCGGAGCGGAGCAGCAGGAGUCUGACGCAGAGAGACGCUCAGCUGGCCGAGCUGCAGAACAACAUCAAGACGCUGAAGGAGAAGAACGACGCCAAGCAGGAGGUGAUCAUCAAGCUGUCUGAUCAGGUGACCGCCUGCAUGUCAGACCCGCGUCUCUCCACCUGGACCGGCGGGGGGGGUCCGGACUCUCAGACCUUCAAACAGCUUCAGCAGCAGAUCGAGAACCUCAAGGACGACGUGGAGGCGUAUAAGACUCAGAACAAGUUUCUGAACUCUGAGAUUUACCAGCUGACCAAACUGUGGAGGAACAGCUCCGAGCAGGAGAAGAGUCUCAUGGUGAAGUGUGCCUACCUGGAGGCAGGUAACUGCCGGGUGGAGAGCCGCUACCUGGGCCUCCUGAGGAAGCUGCAGGACCACAAAGCUCUGGACCCGGUCCAGCAGGGGGCCGUGCAGAAGAUGGUCGAGGACGCUCUGAAAGGGGAAGUGAAGAGCGUCGUCAAGCAGAACACUAACAGGGACCACGAUGAGUACGGAUUCAAAAUCAUCCCAGACUACGAGGUGGAGGACAUGAAGCUGCUCGCUAAGAUCCAGGCGCUGGAGAUCCGCUCACACAACCUGCUGCACCAGGAGGGGGUGGAGCGCCCCCUGCUGAGUCGCUGGGCUCAGUACCUCGCCGGGAGGUCCGAUGAUGACCUUUGCCCUUCCCCGGAGCUCAAAGGUCUGCUGCGUGGCGGAGUCCCUCGGGAGUACCGGCAGCAGGUGUGGCGCUGGGUGGUCCGAGCCAGGACCAGGACCGUGAGAGACCGCCACCCACAGCGAUACCAACAGCUGUGUGAGAAGAGUCGGACGUCUCCUCAUCCCGCCUCCAGACAGAUCCAACUGGACCUCCACCGCACCCUGACCACCAAUCAGCACUUCUCCUCACCGUCAAGCCCCGCCCUCCAGCAGCUUCAACGCAUCCUAUUGGCCUUCUCCUGGCAGAACCCUGCCAUUGGCUACUGCCAGGGACUCAACAGGCUGGCGGCCAUCGCUCUGCUGGUCCUCCAGAGUGAGGAAGAUGCGUUCUGGUGUCUGGUGUGUGUGGUGGAAACCAUCAUGCCUCAGGAUUACUACACCAAGGACCUGGUGGCCUCUCAGGCGGAUCAGCGGGUGCUGAAGGACUUCCUGUCAGAGAAGCUUCCUCGGCUUGCGUCUCACUUUGAUGAUCACAACAUCGACGUCUCUCUGAUCACCUUCAACUGGUUCCUGGUGGUUUAUGUGGAGAGUCUGCCCAGCGACAUCCUGCUGCCCCUGUGGGACGCCUUCCUGUACGAGGGCACCAAGGUGAUGUUCAGGUACGCUCUGGCUCUGCUGAAAUACAAAGAAGACGACAUCCUGAAGAUCCAGGACAGCGUGGAGAUCUAUCAGUACCUGCGUUUCUUCACUAAGACCAUCUCAGACGGCAGGAAGUUGAGCAGCAUCGCCUUCACCGUGAUGAACCCGUUCCCCGGCCGCCUGCUGAGGAACCGGCGCGCGCUGCACCUGGAGCGCCUGCAGGGGGAGCUGCAGGACCUGCAGGAGCAGCAGAGAGCCUUCGUUACCGAGAGCAACGAGCGCAAAGACAAAGACCUGGACGCCGGCGUCAGCGAGGACGACGACGAGCUGUGAUGGCUGGAACAGGAAGUAGGACGGGACAGUCUGACAGGAAGUAGGACGGGACAGUCUGACAGGAAGUAGGACGGGACAGUCUGACAGGAAGUAGG